CUCCGGUGCCUGGGUCGGAGCUCCGGUCUCCAGUUCAAGCUGCAGCCCGGGGUCCGAGCUGCGAUCCACGGUCCAGGCUGUGGUCGCGGAUCCGAGCUGCGAUCCCGGGUCAGAGCCCUGGUCACCAGUCCCAGCUGCGCUCCCUGGUCCGAGCUCUGGUCUCCGGGUCCGAGCUACGGUCCCCGGGUCCGAGCUGCGGUCCUCGGUCCCAGCUCCGGUCCCCGUUCCGAGCUGCAGCCCCGGGGAUGCACCUGAACGCCACGGUCCCGGCUGUGCUGGGCAGUCCCCUCCACUUGCAGACCAGCAGCUAUGCCAACGCCUCCAACCGCUCCGACCUGCUCCCCAAAGGGCCCGAUGAGGAGGACCUGGACGUCAACACGGACAUCUACUCCAAAGUGAUGGUGACUGUCAUCUACCUGGCUCUUUUCUUGAUAGGCACGGUGGGUAACUCCAUCACAGCGUACACGCUGGUGCGCAAGAAGUCGCUGCAGAACCUGCAGAGCACCGUGCACUACCACCUGGCCAGCCUCGCCUUCUCCGACCUCCUCAUUUUCCUCCUCUGCAUGCCCAUCGAGCUCUACAACUUCAUCUGGGUUCAUCACCCCUGGGCUUUCGGGGGGGCUGUCUGCAAGGGCUACUACUUCCUGCGGGAUGCCUGCACCUACGCCACGGCGCUCAACAUCACCAGCCUGAGCGUGGAGCGCUACAUGGCCAUCUGCCACCCCUUCAAAGCCAAGAGCAUCAUGUCCCGCAGCCGCACCAAGAAGUUCAUCAGCUGCAUCUGGAUUGCCUCCUUCCUCCUUGCCAUCCCCAUGAUCUUCACCAUGGGGGAGAUCUAUGGCAAGGACCGGGACCCCGACUCUCUCAUCUGCACUGCCAUUGUGGAUGCCUCCUCCUUGAAGACAGUCAUCCAGGUCAACACUUUCAUCUCCUUUGUGUUCCCCAUGGUGGUCAUCUCCGUGCUCAACACCAUCAUCGCCAACCAGCUGAUGGUGAUGUUCAAGCAGGCUGCCCAGGAAAACCAGGUCUGCACCAUCGGCGGGCAGCAGACGAUGCUCAGCAUGUCCAUGGAGCCCAGCCGUGUGCAAGCCCUGAAGCACGGCGUCAGGGUCUUACGUGCUGUGGUGAUUGCCUUCGUGGUCUGUUGGCUCCCUUAUCACAUACGGCGUCUCAUGUUCUGCUACGUCCCCUCCAGUCACUGGACAGAUUUCCUUUACAACUUCUAUCACUACUUCUACAUGCUGACAAACGUCCUCUUCUACGUCAGUUCAGCCAUCAACCCCAUCCUCUACAACCUGGUGUCGGCAAACUUCCGCCAGAUCUUCCUCUCUACCCUCACACUCCUGUGCCUGCCGUGGAGGAAGAAGAAGAAACGCUUGGCCUUCACCAGGAAAUCCAACAGCAUCUCCAGCAACCACACGUUCUCCAGCCAGGUCACGAGGGAAACGACAUACUGAAGCCAAAGGAGGAAGGGAAAUGCGUUUAAUCGUGGCGUCAAAACUUGAGAGAGGCCUCUGUGAACUUCCAUGCAUGGUCUCCAAAUUCACAUGGAACAAAUGUGUUCAGCAAAGUCUUUUUUUUUUUUU
This is a messenger RNA of Dryobates pubescens (Downy woodpecker), 1586 nucleotides long. It is a transcript of the gene NTSR1, whose product is annotated as neurotensin receptor 1. Gene Ontology annotation, cellular component: plasma membrane. Gene Ontology annotation, biological process: neuropeptide signaling pathway. The transcript has 4 exons. NCBI's taxonomy places the organism in Eukaryota, Metazoa, Chordata, Aves, Piciformes, Picidae. The coding region runs from base 246 to 1457 and encodes 403 amino acids. Gene Ontology annotation, molecular function: G protein-coupled neurotensin receptor activity. The record is from RefSeq and is a predicted model, not a curated record.